UCCUGAGCCGACAUCUUAGCCGCAAGCAUGGCUGACUGUGACCGGCCACCACCAAACUUCCUGGACAAGGCCGGUACGCCACCGAUACCGUGGAAAUCGUGGCUACGAAUUUUCGAGCGAUACAUAUUGGCUGCUGGCGCUCAGGAAUGUUCCGCCGAACGACGCCAAGCAAAGCUGCUCAACUGCCUGGGGGUCGAAGGCCAGCGCAUCUAUGACUCUCUACCAGCUCCCGUUGGACCGGCGCCAGCAACGUCACCGGCGGGAGACGGUCAGCAAGCCCGGCAAGCGUCUCGCGACGUGUAUAAAGAGACCCUCACGGUCCUCGAGGCUGAAUUUUCGCAGCCGGUCAACGAGACCCUGCAACAACUCCGGUUUCAGAUGAGAAAACAGCAAGAAGGAGAAUAUCUGCGCGACUUUCUCUCAGCACUCCGAUCAUUGGCCGUGCCGGCGAACUUCGGUGCCGACACCGAGGCCGUCAUCCGCCGACAGUUCAUGGUGGGUGCUGCUUCCGCAGAGAUUCAAGAACGCCUGGUACUUGACGCCGCGCUGCCAUUCAGCGUGGCCUUACAGACUGUCCUUAAUUUGGAACGCUCACGCCGGGAAGUUCGAGAAUGGGCAUCGGCAACUGCGCCAGCUGCGCUGUCGACGGCGUCGGAAGAGCACGUGACCUGCCACGUCACAGGGCGCGCAACGAGUCAACCUCAGCCGAUGAUGUCAUCUUUGCACGAGCCGUGGCGCUCGCGCCGUGAGUCACCUAUGCGAUCUCCGACGGGGCGUUCUUCAGCUGCUUCAGCCCGGUCAGUGAACGCACGCGCUUCGCGCUCGCCUAGCCAGCAGAGCUGCGUAACCUGCGGCCGUAGCGGCUAUGGUGGUUUCGACCGUGGCAGUCGUCAACAGAGCCCUGGACGAUCGGCGUUUCGGCGUUCGGUGCGUUUCGAAUCACCGCGGCGGCAACCAUCUCCAAGGCGGAACUACGGCUACGGAAGAACAUGUCCCAACUGCGGUUACGGUCAGGAACACUGCAGGGGCUAUGACGUCUGCCCAGCGAGAGGUCAGCACUGCGACAACUGCGGUCGUCGGGGACAUUUUUCACGCGCUUGUAGAAGUGUUCGCCGAUCCCUGCUGCGCCGCCCGCGUGAUCAGGUUGAGCAGAUCGUCUCUUUCGGUUCAAGAGAUGCCAAGACGUCACCGACCCCUCUCCAGCCAGUGCCCUUGCCAGAGCGACCUUGGUCAAAGAUGGGCAUCGAUGUCGUGGGCCCUUUUGAGCGAGCGGAGCCUGCGUGUCGCUACGCCAUCACGCUGGUGGACUACUUUUCCAAGUGGCCCGAGCUGCAACGGCUGCGACAUCGAGUGCAGCAGAGGCAGCAGUACACGAAGGAGUACACCGACCGGCGUCGAGCGGCGAAGAGCCCCAGAUUCAGGGUAGGCGACUGGGUUAGAGUGAAGAAACCAGGAAAGGUAGCCAAGGGGGAGUCGGCCUUCGGGCCGCCACUACGCAUCAUGAAGCGGGUCGGUCGGUGGACAUUCCGGCUGGGAGAUGGUAGAGUGUGGAAUGCCUCUAAACUCGCAGCUGCUUCCGAUCCCAGUCUAGGAAGUGAUCAGCAGGGGACACCGGCUGCCGUUCAAGGUGGCCAGCCCGCGAGCCACACUGCUACUCCAGGUGACGCGUACCACAGGCAUCAUACUUGGCAACCUCAAGAGUCAAGUUCGGCCAUGCAGCAGCUGCCUCGAUCGCGGACGCCUGAGUGCAGACCUGCCCUCCUGCAUUGCGUGGAGACCCUUGGCCACCACAUGGAGGCUGUCGUGAGUGCCAGCCAAGAGCAAGCUCUGGUCACCCAGGAGCAAGCUCGCGGCAUGCAGAAGGUGACCCUAGAACUCCGCAACACGACCCGCGUGCUCAUCGAGUGCCAAGUCGGCAUUUAUUAUAUUUCUUUUUUGUUUUGCUCUCCUAGUGGAGGCAAGAAAUGCAUGUUCUCUUGUGCCAUUGUGGGGCAGAAUAACGGACAAGUUCCUUCGCACACUGGGCUCGCCAUACAUGUAGACAGUGACAUCAAGGUCGGUCGCUUGAAAACGAAAGAUCUGGGCAGGAAAGGCGAACACGCUAAACGAUAUUCAGACUACAAAACCGGCAAGGCCUGGGGCGCUAGCUGCCUGAAAAACGUGGUUGUCAACGUGACAGCGUAA
Molecule: messenger RNA, 2184 nt
Organism: Ixodes scapularis (black-legged tick)
Lineage: Eukaryota; Metazoa; Arthropoda; Arachnida; Ixodida; Ixodidae
Exons: 8
Coding region: 28-2184 (718 amino acids)
Molecular function (GO): zinc ion binding; nucleic acid binding
Source: RefSeq, a predicted model, not a curated record